AUGUCGUUCAAAAAGUGGCUCUCCAGGAGUGACAAAUCGAGCAAGCAGAAAGCGGCGGCUGAACACGGGCUCGAGGAUUCCGCUGCCAAGCCCGCUGUUCCUGAAAACGCGGCGGAAAAGACUGGCAAAAGCGACACGUCGCUGGGAGAUAAACUACUGAACGUUAUAGUACCGUCGGGUGGUUCCAAGGCAGCGUCCUACCCAGACCGUCAAUCGCCGGUUCUAGCGAUGGAAGAGCGCCACCAUGGACAUCGCGACUUCAGUGGGGCGUCAAAUGAUCCUAAGAGUGCGUCUUCAUUUGCCAUAAGCGACUCCGAUGAUCCGGAGUUCGAGUACGAUCUUUUUCCUUUACUACGCCCGGAAACCAGUAAGCUUUUGCCCUACGGGGACGGCUCAAACAAAGUAUUUGGAUACGAAAACUUCGGCAACACUUGUUAUUGCAAUUCCGUGCUCCAAGUGAUUUACAACCUUCCGGAAUUACGGUCUCAUAUACUUCAGUUUCCACCCAAGGAUCCAGCUGUUCCUAGGAAACGAAAGACCCAUAUGCCGGGCCUGAAGCCUAGAAUCUUUGAUGACACUAGCUUUAUUUUACCAACGAAUGGCAGCGAUCACUCCAGGAAAGGUAGUAAUUGCAACGGCAACUGUUCCAGUAAAGACACAGGACCUCGCAAGAAUUCUAAUCCGCCAUCUAGGGAUAGAGAAAGCUUUAAGUCAGCUACUAGCCCUAGAAGCUACAGAUCCCAUAGUUCUGCCACUGUUCACGGUACCGUGAUGGCUUCAGACGCCAUAACGGAAAAGCUACAUGAAGGAUAUACAAGGAUUGUUGUGGGUCGUACCGGGGGAAAAAGUGGCAAAAAAGCCUACCACCAAGAAAUUCCAACUCUUUCCAGCUCAGCACCGACGCCAGGUUCAUCGGUACCGUCUUCGUCAUCGAAUUCGUCAGUUGGUUCAUCUACUAAACCAGAAGAAACCUCAAGCGAAGAACGCAAAAAAGCCGCUCUCAUAAAAGGCCCCGUAAUCAACGUGGAUCAUUCUUUUACUGAAAAUGUCCCAGCUAAUGAGAAAGCUGGGCUAUACACUGCUGUAAAGGACCUGUAUGAAAGUAUAACGGAAAAUAUCUGCUUGACAGGAGUGGUGUCUCCGAUACAAUUCGUGGAAACCUUGAAACGGGAGAAUGUCUUAUUCAGCACGAUGAUGCACCAAGACGCCCAUGAAUUUCUAAAUUUUUUGCUGAACGAAAUCAGUGAUUAUCUCGAUGCCCAUCGUGGCAAGGAGCUCGAAGACGGCGAAGGAUCGGAAAGCAAAGAGGCGAACUUCAUAGAUCAACUGUUCAAAGGAACGUUAACUAACAGGACAAGAUGUCUAACUUGCGACAAUGUGACAUACCGUAACGAGCCAUUCCUGGAUUUCGCCAUCGAAGUUCAUGAGGAUAAGGAUACCGAUAUUCAAACGACACUAUCAGAUUUUCACCAAAAGGAAAUGCUCAAUGGAGCAAAUAAGUUUUACUGUGACGAAUGUUGUGGAUUACAAGAAGCAGAAAGGGUCGUCGGUUUAAAGCAGCUGCCAUUCUAUUUGGCUUUACACAUGAAGAGAUUCAAGUACUCUGAAAAACAUAAUUGCAAUGUCAAGCUGUUCAAUAAAAUACAUUACCCACUAACUCUCAAAGUUUGCUCAACAUUUGAUUCGUCAGUUUGCAAACGGUAUGAACUCGUAGGGCUCGUUGUUCAUAUGGGCGGAGGACCCCAUCAUGGGCAUUACGUCUCACUAUGCAAAACGGACAAAUUUGGUUGGCUUCUAUUUGACGAUGAGACUGUAGAAACAGUUAAUGAGUCUACGGUUCUAAAGUUCAUGGGUAACUCAGAUGAUCUUACAACAGCGUACCUACUUUUCUACAAAGAAAUGUCCGUCGUCGAUGAAAAGGCGGAUGGUCUCGACAAGCGGCAAAAGUAUGCCGAAGCCGUUGAUGAACUUGUUAGACUUGACGAAAAGAUCAGAUCUAACAUGGAAUGUAAUAGAACGGAUCAUUCAUGCGGAUUGGGAGAUGUUCCUGAGGGACGCAACAUACGGGUGAAAUCUUCUUCUAAGGGAUCCAGACGGCGAUCCAGAUUGUUUAGUUUCAAAAAAUCAACAAAGGAAUAA
Lachancea nothofagi CBS 11611 is the source of this 2139-nucleotide messenger RNA. NCBI's taxonomy places the organism in Eukaryota, Fungi, Ascomycota, Saccharomycetes, Saccharomycetales, Saccharomycetaceae. The record is from the annotation of a GenBank genome assembly.